UGUAAUUAUACACCAGAUGCUUCACUGUUGUACCAGAUGACCAAGUCGUCUAUAUUGCUUACUUAACAAUUUAGAUACGGGUUGCUUUGCGUUGUUGAAUUAUCAGUCAAAUCCCUAAUAUGCUUGGGAAUAUCUGCCUGUGCCUUAUCAGCAUUGUAAUACAUUAUACAACAGCAACUAUUCAAUCAUUAUACUGUCCACCUACAUAUAAUAAAUGUCUGUAUGACAGAAGUAGCAAUUCAAGACCAAAGGACGUACCAGGAGAGGAAAUUGUCAGUUAUUGCAUUAAUAAGUUUUUAUGGGAAAAUCCUCCAUUUGACUAUAAGGAAGAUGAUGAAGUAUUGAAUUUUGUGAGACAAAUGUUUGUUAAAUCCCAGUUUGAUAAGAAAAAGAAAAAACUGUUUGUUCGGAAAGAAUAUAGAAUGCUGACAAAGAAGGAAAGAGAAAAAUACCAUGCAGCUAUCAAUAGACUAAAGAAUGAUAAGAGCCUGAAACCAAAUGUGUAUGAUUGUCUUGCAAAUUUCCACAGGAGUUCCUCUGUCAAAAACGCCCAUUUUGGAUCGGCAUUUCUUCCGUGGCAUCGUCUCUUAUUAACCAUAGUUGAAACUGCUUUGGAUUGUGCAAUUCCAUACUGGGAUCCAACUCUUGACAACAGAUUAAAAAAUCCAUCAGAUUCAUGUUUGUUUACGAAAAAAUUUGUAGGAAGUCCAAAUGGAAAAAUUGGCUAUCCAUUUAACAACUGGAAGCAUGAGGGAGGAGGAUAUGUAAUACGCAAUGUCGGGGGUUUUGGAGGUGAGUUACUAACAAAGAAAAAUGUAAACGAUGUUUUGUCCAAAAAACGUCACUCUGAGAUAACAAACAGUAAAAGUAGACGUUAUUUCCUGGAGGAACUGCACGGUAAAUGUCAUUCUUUUGUCGGCGGUAAUAUGGCAAAACUGAUAACUGCACCACAUGAUCCUUUGUUUUGGAGCUUGCAUGCAUUUGUUGAUUGCUGGUGGGAAAAAUUUAGACAAAAACAACAGAAAAAUGGAAUCAAUCCAGAAAAAGAUUAUCCUUAUACUAGAAAGAUAGGACACCGACCUUACGAUUUGAUGGAUGGUUUUGGAAAAUUGACAAAUCAAGGGUUUGGCAUAUCAGAAAAAUUUACCGUAUCCGAUAAAACACACACAUUUAAGAGGUUUCGAAAUAUAGAUGGAUUUUCUAACCGUUUCACUAAGGACAUAUACACAUGUCAGCCGUUUCCGUCUUGUAGUAAAAGUAAACCAAGCUGUGGGUCUCCCUGGCUUGAUUGUAACAAAUUAACAUGGGAGUGUGUUCCAAAAACAAAUAAAGCCGAUCUCGAUAGAUUAGAUGCAACUCCAAGUUUUCUAAACACCGUGCAAAAUCCAUUCGAAAUUAAUGGAAAUGCAGAUUCUAAUCAAUGGGUUUAUAUAAAUUGCUUAAUAGUGUUUAAACGCCCACGAAAUGUCACGUUUAAUUCGUUUCCAAUUCACAAGGGUAUAACAUCAAAAAAGAAUGAUAUUUAUGCUGAUAGGAGCAAGAACUUAAAAAAAUCUUUUCCUAAGGCAUACGAAAAACACAUAAACAUUGGUUCGGGAUUCGAAAAGGUGAAUAUUCGUGUGGAAGGGACAAAUUACGAUGGCAGGUCAGUAGAGUAUGCUAUUGUAGACGAUAGGUUUGGGAUAAGUGAAGCAAUGACCUAUUUACCUGUACGGAAACCAAUGAACCAUAAAGCGACACAGGUAUUGUUAACAGCAUUCGACACAGGUGGCAGGUUAUGUCGACCCUAUUGCAGAGACAGAAAAGAUCCAAAAAAAUUUGUUCCGUGUACAGGCUGCUUAAAGAUAGAUACCAAUGAACCUCGGAUCUACAGUAAUUCUUAUGCUGAAAGUGUAUCGAAAAGAUGGAAUUUGCAUGAUAGCAAUGAUAUAAGCUGUCCUAGGUCGAGCAAUGACGGAGUGUAUAUCAAGUUCUUCUGUAAUUUUCUAGACUUAUGGCCAUGGGAAAAAGUAUGAGUCAAACGAUUAUUUAUCAGAUAUGUAUUUAACUUAAACACAUUACAAUUUACACUGAUAAAACUUCUGUACUGCAAAAAAUUGUGUUUUGGAAAUUCAAAUGAUGUUCCUUAUUAUUACCUGAAUGAUGCUUCUUAAAAAAAGACGUCUGUC
Messenger RNA from Mytilus trossulus (common blue mussel), 2168 nucleotides. RefSeq lists its product as uncharacterized. The record is from RefSeq and is a predicted model, not a curated record. Gene Ontology annotation, molecular function: oxidoreductase activity. Bases 120 to 2015 code for a protein of 631 amino acids. Lineage: Eukaryota; Metazoa; Mollusca; Bivalvia; Mytilida; Mytilidae. The transcript has 4 exons.